AUGAAGAAUUCAAUUCCAUCGGAUGUGUGGGAGAGGAAGAAGGCCUUGAUUGCGAAGCUAUACAAAGACGAGGAAUGGCCUCUCAAGCAAGUUAUUAAGAAGAUCCGCUCAGAUGAUUUCAACCCCAGCGAAACGCAGCUGCGGAGUAGACUAAAGAAGUGGCGCGUCACUAAACCAUCCCGCCAAACGCGCAAGAAGUCCCAUGAUGAUCAACAAUACACCUCGGGAGACGACGGCAGCUCAUCAUCAAAGGGUAAAUCCUCUGUAUCGCCCAGGACAAAACUGCGUCCUGUGCAGCAGUCAAAUGCGACAGACUUGCCCCAGUCUGAGUGGUACCUUCACAACGGGCCCUAUGCACGCCACGACGUGCCCCCUCCAAUGUCCUUCGACGGUCGAUCUUCUACAGCCUCUCCAGCAGUAGGUGUUAUUCCCGGAUCAAAUGCCUAUGAACCUCUGGUAGAUGGCGUGUUGCUCGAUUCGACCACGAUAGCAUCUCCUUUUUCCGAACCAUCAUAUAAUGUCACCACUGACCCAUGCCUGCAAACCCCUGUUUCGACAUCGUCGCCUAUUCAGUGGUCCAACUCUCAGUGGUACUCUAUGGGUUUAGAAAAUGGGACUCAACAUGCGCCCAUGCCCUUCUUUACCACCGCACCUCUAAGUCCCCCCAUCGACCACGCAUUACAAAUGAUGCCACAUCAUUCACAUGGGGGUUACCCACCUCAGUCACCGCGGUCCGCCAGUUACCCUCACCAGCGGAUGCCUCACUACCCUGAGGAUAUGAAAUCGUGGCAACGGGCUGCUUCUGCCUCAUAUAUUCUCGAUGCCGCUGGCGGUCAUCCGAAAGGACCUUUGGAUCUCCAAGUCAGCAGUCUUCCCGCCCUCACCCCUUCUUCCAACGAAUACUUAAUCGAAAUCCACUCCGCGGGAACCAACUUCUUCGACCUCCUUCAAAUCCAAGGCAAAUACCAACAUCAGCCACCUCUGCCGUGGAUUGGGGGAGCUGAAUUCGCAGGAAAAGUGCUGGCCGUUCCAACAUCCAAGACACCCCCACGUUUCAAACGCGGCGACCGCGUCUUCGGAGCCACUCAAGGCGCAUAUGCCACCCACGUCCUAGCCGCGGAGCACACCCUGCUCCCGGUACCAAACGGAUGGAGCUUUGAAGACGCGGCCGGUCUCUUCGUCACGGCGCCUACCUCCUACGGUGGCCUGGUGCAUCGCGCAAAUGUUCAACCUGGCGAUUGGGUUCUGGUCCACGCCGCUGCUGGCGGUGUCGGGUUGGCCGCGGUGCAGAUUGCCAAGGCCAAGGGUGCGAUGGUGGUUGCGACCGCCAGUACGGAGCGCAAAAGACAUAUUGCGCGCGAGUUUGGAGCAGACUAUAUCAUUGACUACCGGAACAAGGGCUGGCCAGAGGAAGUGAAAAAGCUAUGUGCCCAGCAUCGGACAGGGAAUGGGAAAGUCGGCGUCGACAUUGUGUACGACCCCGUGGGAUUGAUCGAUGCCAGUCUAAAAUGCGUGGCGUGGAAUGCGCGGCUCCUAGUUAUCGGUUUUGCGGCGGGUAAGAUCGAGAAGGUGGCGCUGAAUCGCGUGCUAUUGAAGAACGUAAGUAUUGUUGGGCUGCAUUGGGGUCAGUAUGCCAAGUUCGAGAAGGAAACGGUGGGCCCAGUGUGGAAGGGGAUCUUCGAUCUAGUUGCCCAGGGGAAAUUUAGAGGCACCGCAUUCAAGGAUGAGAGCUUCGUUGGGUUAGAAAGUGUGCCUAGAGCAUUGCAGGCCCUUGGAGGCCGGGAGACAUGGGGUAAGGUGGUCGUGAAGGUCGUUGACGAUGAAGCUGGAAAGAGCAAGCUGUAG
Molecule: messenger RNA, 1845 nt
Organism: Aspergillus tanneri
Lineage: Eukaryota; Fungi; Ascomycota; Eurotiomycetes; Eurotiales; Aspergillaceae
Exons: 3
Coding region: 1-1845 (614 amino acids)
Cellular component (GO): mitochondrion
Molecular function (GO): oxidoreductase activity; zinc ion binding
Source: RefSeq, a predicted model, not a curated record